Cladocopium goreaui is the source of this 921-nucleotide messenger RNA. The record is from the annotation of a GenBank genome assembly. Lineage: Eukaryota; Dinophyceae; Suessiales; Symbiodiniaceae.
AUGUGGCAUGAAUGGACACCUGGCGUGGAAAGUGUCCAGGACCUCGUUCUGCAGAAUGUGGCUCUGGUGACGCAGAAGGUGAAGUUCAAGCUGCCGCCGACCAAAGAGUUUGAUAUGCCCUACCCAGAGCCCUUCAAGCUUGCGCCUGGAAUGAAAAAGGUCAUUCCAAUCAGCUUUCGGCCUUCCAAGUACGUUCCGCACGUGGAUAGAGUGCAGAUAGUCACCAAGGGAGGCAGCUUCUUUGUUAUCGUCAAGGCAGUGGUGAAGGACGUGGCUCUGUCCCUCCCACAUUUUUUGGAUUUUGGACUUUGUCCCACCAUGGAGCGUCAGGUGCGAUGUGUUGUCGAAUUCGAGCCAAAGACUGCUUCCGUUUUUGAUGGCCUCAUUGCAUGCGAGGUAGCCAGUGCAGCUGCAAACGCCAUUGUUGAUGACGAUGGCGACGACAGCAGUGCAAGGGCUCCGGAGGUGAAGCCAUAUGCAUUGCAGUGCACUGGUGUUGGCAAGAUGCCUCAUUUAUGCGUCCCUGGUGGUCAAAUGCCACUUGUAGAGUUUGGAGCCGUCUCCCCUGGCAAGCGUGUGCCGCAGACCUUGGAGCUGCUCAACACCACUCCGGUCCGAGCUGUCUUCCGAGUGCGUGCCGUGCACGACAGCUCAGAGACGGCACCUUUGCCUCCAGCAGCCUUCUGGGUCAGCCCAGAAUCUGGAGUGGUGGAGCCAAACUGCAGCUUUACAAUGACCUUCUACUUCCAGUCUCACACCGUCAAAGAGCAUGCAUGUCAACGCUUCCAGAUAAGCACACCUGGUGGUACACCACUGGUUGUCACAUGCAAAGCAUUUUGCCAACCGAUUGGUGUAGUGAUGUCAAUGAACUUUGGCGAAGUCCCAAGUGGGCGAGUCUUCUCCCGAACGUGGCCAUCUUAA